Molecule: messenger RNA, 1658 nt
Organism: Calypte anna (Anna's hummingbird)
Lineage: Eukaryota; Metazoa; Chordata; Aves; Apodiformes; Trochilidae
Product: bactericidal permeability-increasing protein
Exons: 16
Coding region: 5-1579 (524 amino acids)
Biological process (GO): defense response to Gram-negative bacterium; innate immune response; lipopolysaccharide-mediated signaling pathway
Molecular function (GO): lipopolysaccharide binding
Source: RefSeq, a predicted model, not a curated record
GGACAUGAUGGAGCUGGGACCCACAGAGGGACCCACAGCCCCCCCAGCACCGGGCACUGCGACCGCCUGCCAUGCCUCCAGGUCCCAGCACUGUCCCCAUGGCACACUGGGUCUGGCACACUGGAGGCUCUGCCUCCUGCUUCUGCUGACUGCCUGUGUGCCUGCUGCUGCCACCAGCACCAGCACCGGUACCAGGCCCGGCAUCGAGGCCCGGCUGACCCAGAAGGCUCUGGAGUUUGGCCGGCGCUUUGGGCUGGAGCUGCUCAGGUCAGAGCUGCAGAAGGAGCACGAGCUGAACCUGAGGGGUUCCUACAAAACCCCCCUCCUGGGGACACUCACCUACACCGUGCCCCGGAUCCACAUCCAGGAGCUUCAGAUGAACGACUCCACCGUGGCCUUUGCUGAGGAGGUGGGGGUGAGGCUGGAGCUGCAGCGUGCCCGUGUCCUCCUCCGUGCUGACUGGGGAGCCCAGCUGGGUGCCUUCCAGGACAGUGGCUCUGUUGAGCUCCACGUGCAGGACCUGUCCCUGGUGGCCGUGCUGGGGGUGGGCACGGAUGACAGCGGCCGUCCCGUGGUGUGGAGUGCUGGCUGUGACACCCGUGGCACUGACCUGCACUUGGAGUUUCACCACGGGCACAGCUGGCUCUACAACCUGCUGACCCCCCUGCUCCGGAGGACCCUGCAGCAGCAGCUGAACAAGCAGCUCUGCCUUGAGCUCCGCAGGGGCAUCGACAGGCUGGGGGCUGCCCUGAAGGAGAUGAAAGUGACCACCCAGGUGGAUGCCUUCGCUGCCAUCGACUACUCCCUGCUGGGGCCACCGGCCAUCACGGGGGAGCACGGGGACAUCGCCCUCAAGGGGGAGUUCUUCAGGGUGGACAAGGCUCAGCAGGGUCCCUCCUCACCUCUGCCCAUGGCGCUGCCCCUGCUGCUGCCCAGGCUGCUGCCGGGGACACACAGGGACAUGCUGCUGCUGGCUGUCACCGACUUUCUCACCAACUCGGCCGCCUUCACCUACUUCACAGCCGGGGCUCUGCGCAGGAACAUCUCCGGUGACACGCUCCCGAGGAGGUUCCCGCUCCAGCUGAGGACCAAGAGCAUGGGGGUCUUUGCCCCACAGCUGCAGGAGCGCUACCCGGAGCUGCCCAUGGAGCUGCAGCUCUCUGCCCGCCGGCAGCCUCUGCUCUCCUGCCACCCCCAGGCCCUGCACGGGGCCCUCUUCGGCUCUGCUGAAGCCUUCGUGGUGCUGCCCGAUGCCACUCGUGUCCCUGCGUUCCUGCUGGACAUCGAUGUCAACGUGACGGGGAAGCCAAGCAUCAGAGGGAACAGGCUGGGGGGCACAGUGAAGCUGACAGGGCUCAGGGUGACACAGGUGACAUCACGGGUGGGCCCGGUGGAGGUGAAGAGGUUGGAGACCCUGCUGAAGUUCGGGCUGUGGCUUUUCGGGGUGCCCUGGGCAAACAAGCAACUCCAGGCCGGUGUCCCCCUGCCCAUCCCCCGUGGCUUCAGCCUGCUCAACCCCCGGCUCUCUCUGCAGGAGGGCUUCGUGCUCAUUGCCACGGACCUGCAGUACGAGCCAUGACACGAGUCACAGCCUGGGAACCAGCCCGUCCCCCCCGGCCGUGUCCUUCUCACCGUCCCAGGGGACCCGAUGCCACCGC